AUGAAAGUAUUUUCUAUUGCAGCACUAUCCACGCUUUCCAUCGCUUCUGUGUGGGCAGGCAUGGAUUGCGAAAAGACGUCCGGGCCUAUGUCGCUCCAAUAUACCGAAAUCGGAUGGGGAACCAAGUACUCCAACCACACAGGGCUCGCAAAGAAGGGUUCUGAAUCGAAUGCUUUCCUACGAAUCCAAGAUGAAUCGUCUCAUGAACAGUUCGAGUUCUUUGAAUGCAAAUCGCCGCCCGAAGGCUUUGAGACGUCGCCCGCUGAUGCCAAAUACGGCCAAAUCCGCAGUGCGAAGGAUCACAGUCUGUGCUUGACUGUGCAGGGAAUCGACAACCGCCCAGUGUAUGGUUACGGUGACAAGGAAAAAGGAACCAAGCGAGAAUACGAUCGCAAGAAUGGGUAUCUGACGCUUGAAGCAUGCUCACCGCACCCGAGGCGGCAAUGGUGGAGUGACAACAUCAGUUAUGUGGGGAUGAAGAAGGACUAUAAGCGGAACCACUGCUCCGUGGAUGAUGAUGGAAGACUCCUGAUGUACCGCAACCAUGCAGCUAGCAUGAUGCCACACGACGGUGACAGCUUUGGUGGAUUUCUUACGUGGGAGUCCCAGGAAGAGUAG
Messenger RNA from Malassezia restricta, 618 nucleotides. RefSeq lists its product as uncharacterized. The record is from RefSeq and is a predicted model, not a curated record. The transcript has a single exon. Lineage: Eukaryota; Fungi; Basidiomycota; Malasseziomycetes; Malasseziales; Malasseziaceae. The coding region runs from base 1 to 618 and encodes 205 amino acids.